AUGUCAACGGGUGUUGACGCUAUAUAACUGUUAGUUCGAAGUAUUUCGACCCUCGCUAUACACAAUCACAUUUGCAAAAUAACCGGCCAAAUAAGCUGAGAUAACCCAACAUCCAUAGAUAUAUAAUGAGUUUCCGCAGCAAGUGCCACCGGGCGUCAGAGAUCGUCUCCAAGUUUCUAGAGCCGGUUUCCGAGAACAUGGGCACCGACCAACGGGAGUUAAGAACACAGACACAGCAGCACGUCUUGGAAACGAUGAAAAUUCUCAGAUCCACACUUGCUCAUUACAAGCUCAACGAGGUUGCCAUAUCUUACAACGGGGGGAAGGACUGCCUCGUAAUCCUAGUAGUGUUGUUAGCGGUGAUGUACGACGUGUACACGGAGGAGAUCGGAUGCGACAAUUACAGACUAGACGGGAUCUAUGUACACAGUGAGGAGUCUUUCGAGGAGGUUGAGCGUUUUUUGGUGGAGUCGUGUGAAACGUGGGGCUUGAACCGCAUCAAGAUCAACGACGACUUGAAGAGCGGCUUCAGGGACUACAUGGAACACAUCAACCCCGAUGUUAAGGCGGUAGUGAUUGGUGUGCGGAGAACCGAUCCUUACAGUAAAAAUUUGACUGCCUCCGAAAUGACCAACAACGACUGGCCGCGCUUCAUGCGUAUCAACGCGGCGCUCGACUGGCACUAUGUCCACAUCUGGGACUUCAUCCGUGGCUGCGACCUAGAGUACUGCAAACUCUACGACUUGGGCUACACCUCGCUCGGUGGCGUCCACACCACCACGCCCAACCCUUAUUUGCGGCUCGAGUCAGGCAGCUAUAACCCCGCAUACGUGUUGCAGGAUGAUUUGAAGGAGCGUGCGGGCAGGGCCAAAAAAAAUACAUAGACAUACAUGUAAUUAUGGAUAGAAAUAGAAAAUCAUUGAGAUUCAAAUGCCACUCUUAC
Molecule: messenger RNA, 943 nt
Organism: Babjeviella inositovora NRRL Y-12698
Lineage: Eukaryota; Fungi; Ascomycota; Pichiomycetes; Serinales
Gene: FAD1
Product: FMN adenylyltransferase
Exons: 1
Coding region: 126-884 (252 amino acids)
Biological process (GO): FAD biosynthetic process
Molecular function (GO): FMN adenylyltransferase activity
Source: RefSeq, a predicted model, not a curated record